AUGUGGGAUGGUGCUGGGCUCCCGGCUAUCUGCGGCUUCUGCGACCGGCACCUUGGGAGUGCCAUUAUUUUGCACUGGUCUGUUUUGACACAGAGUGCCCAUGUUCCGAUGGUGCAAGAUAUUAAAAAUGUCACUUGUGUUCUUGGCCUCUCGAAGGGUCCUUUCAUUCAGGGGAAAAUGUUGUUUGCUCAGCCCAAGGAUGCUGGCUUUUCAUUUAGCCACAAUAUCAAUAGUCAUUUGGCCAGCCUCUCCAUUGUUGGAAACACGAUCCCCACUCUCAACCCCACUGUUAAGGAGGCUUUACGUGCCCUGGAUAACGUGAAUGCCAGUGUGGAAAAUCAGGGCCAGAUUAAAAUGUACAUCAAUGAAGUGUGUCGGGAAACUGUGUCACAUUGCUGCAACUUAUUUCUGCAGCAGGCCGGAUUAAAUUUGUUAAUAAGCAUGACAGUUAUUAAUAACAUGCUCACCAAGUCCGUUUCAGACCCGAGGUUUCCUUUGAUAUCAGAGGGGAGUGGAUGUGCUGAGGUUCAGCCUUUGAAACCGUUGAUGGGUUUGUCUGAAAAGCCAGGCUUGGCAGGGGACUUUCUGGGUCCACAAAUGCUGCUCUCAUUCAUGUCCCUCUUUAUCAAGAAUGGAAACAGACAGGUUCUUCUGGACACCCUGGCCUCUUAAAUGGCCAUCUCGAACAGAAUGGGACUGAAUCUACCCGAAACCUGUUUGGUGAACACGCAGUUGUGUUCUCAUUCAAAGACUCUGCAGUGGGUGCUAUAGAAGGUCCUGCCCUGGCCAAUCACCACCUCAUGGGGUGGAAGUUACACUUGCUAAACCGAGGACCACACUCUUACUGGACGGGCAAGGGUUCCCACAGAGCUUUGAGGAACUUCUUGGUUUUGCAGUCUACAGGCAAUGUGCACUGUAAAUUGCUCCCUUACUUCUUCCUGUGGUAAAGGGCUCGUUUCAGCUGCCAGCUGUGGAUAAAGCAUCAUGAAGGAUGCUUGCCUGUGGUGGCCUCCCUGUCUAAGCUGGACUGUUUUGUG
Molecule: messenger RNA, 1037 nt
Organism: Molossus molossus (Pallas's mastiff bat)
Lineage: Eukaryota; Metazoa; Chordata; Mammalia; Chiroptera; Molossidae
Product: protein ARMCX6-like
Exons: 2
Coding region: 1-672 (223 amino acids)
Cellular component (GO): mitochondrion
Source: RefSeq, a predicted model, not a curated record